UCCAACUCCUUCCUUCAGCAAAGAGCAAACUGCCCUAGCCUCCACCAAAGAAAGCAAACUCUAGCCUCCACCAAUAGUUGUCGCCGUCUGUCGUAGUGAGAGACUGCUGCCGCCGUCCAUCGCACUCAAGAACUUCCGUCUUCGUGCUCUCGGGCCUCUCGCCGGAUCCUCCACGUCGGGUGCUCGCAUCUCGCCGGUCUCCUCUGUGCUCGGCUGCUCGCACCUCCCUCCGCCAGUGAGUGCUCGAGCUGUGCGUGUUGGUUGCUGCUCGUCGUCUGUGGUUGUCUCUGCUCGAUUCUGCCUCCCAGUCUCACUCGAGUCUCGUCUCAGUCACUGGCAUCUCGUGGUUCGUCUGUCUCGUCGCCGGCGGCAGAAGCAACUCGUGGGGUUGUCUCUUGCUUUGUCUCCUUCCGUGGGGUGGUCGCCGACUCGCCGUCUACCGUUGCUGAGAAAUGAGCAGCAGCAUAGUUAUGAGUGUUCAGCUUUCAAGUUUAUGGCUUCACAACUUUCCGGCAGUCACACCUUCUCUCUUUCUUCCCAGCGGCGGAGGUGGAGGAGGGAGGUCUUCCCCAUCAGCUCUCUCUGCCACACCCAACCUCUCUUCCCAUUCUCCUACCGUUCAGAUUGUUGGUGUGAAAGGCCAUGAUGGAUAUGGCAAUGUCAAUGUGAAUAGCAACGUAUUUGAUGGCUUCCAAGGAGAUAAUGAUUAUUGGAGUGAUCUUGACAAUGAUCUUUAUUACUGGACAAAGGCAUUGCGCCCUGUGCAGUGGUUUCCUGGUCAUAUUGCAAAAGCAGAGAAAGAACUCAAGGAGCAGCUUAGGUUGAUGGAUGUUGUCAUUGAGGUGCGAGAUGGCAGAAUUCCAAUGUCCACAACUCAUCCACAGAUGGAUCUAUGGCUUGGUAAUAGAAGGAGAAUUUUGGUUCUUAAUAGAGAAGACAUGAUAUCAACUGCCGAUCGUAAUGCUUGGGCAGCUUAUUUUGCUAAGCAAGGCACAAAGGUGGUCUUCUCCAACGGGCAACUUGGAAUGGGUACAAUGAAGCUAGGCCGGUUAGCAAAGGAAUUAGCAGCCGAUGUAAAUAUUAAACGCAGAGCCAAAGGACUGCUUCCUCGUCCGGUUCGAGCUGGAAUAGUUGGAUACCCUAAUGUUGGAAAGUCAUCGUUGAUAAAUCGUUUACUAAAGCGAAGAAUGUGCCCUGCAGCCCCCAGACCAGGAGUUACAAGAGAAUUGAGGUGGGUUCGUUUCGGAAAAGAUCUUGAACUGUUGGAUUCUCCUGGGAUACUUCCAAUGCGAAUCAGUGACCAAUCAGCUGCUAUAAAACUCGCCAUAUGUGAUGACAUUGGAGAGAGGUCCUAUGAUGUCACUGAUGUUGCUGCAAUUCUUGUGCAGAUGCUUUCAAAGCUUCCAGCAGUAGGUGGAGAUGCUCUUCGCAAGCGAUAUAAGAUUGAUGUAGAUAGUCAAUGCGGCAAAACAUUUGUAGAGAAGCUUGCACUCCAAGUAUUUAAUGGAAAUGUUCAACAAGCGGCAUUUCGGGUCCUUUCAGAUUUUAGGAAAGGUAAAUUUGGUUGGACUGCACUGGAGAGGCCUCCGAGAUGAUGGAUGUGGUGUUCGCUUUCGAAACUAGAACUCUUGUGAAGCUUGAACUGAAGGUAAGAAUACCUUCAAGGCUAGAACUCAAUCCUCCUUGGUGAUAAGUGAAAAAAUGGAUAUCGUGAUUAUGAAUGACAUGAAUGGAGGACAAAGGUGGUGAAUGUUCUGAAAAAGACAACACCAUUGAAGAGUUUAAGUUACACCAAACAAAGAAUCUUUCCUGCUGUUACCAUGGAAUUAGUUGGCUCGAUGUAAGCUAUGUCUGUAUAAUCAAUAAUGUAUUAAUGCAAUGUAUAUCUUUAAUUUUGUUA
Molecule: messenger RNA, 1900 nt
Organism: Arachis duranensis
Lineage: Eukaryota; Viridiplantae; Streptophyta; Magnoliopsida; Fabales; Fabaceae
Product: DAR GTPase 3, chloroplastic
Exons: 10
Coding region: 453-1595 (380 amino acids)
Cellular component (GO): mitochondrion
Molecular function (GO): GTPase activity; GTP binding
Source: RefSeq, a predicted model, not a curated record